This is a messenger RNA of Phanerochaete carnosa HHB-10118-sp, 599 nucleotides long. RefSeq lists its product as uncharacterized. Lineage: Eukaryota; Fungi; Basidiomycota; Agaricomycetes; Polyporales; Phanerochaetaceae. The coding region runs from base 231 to 593 and encodes 120 amino acids. The transcript has a single exon. The record is from RefSeq and is a predicted model, not a curated record.
GCGUGCCUGCCCCGCCCUGUCGCUCCUUCAUUUGUUCUACCACAUCCCCGCUGGUACUGGGUUUCUCUUGGACUUCUCCUCCUCAGACUCGUCGCCCUUCCGCCAGCGUUGGAGGGGACAGAGUCUGACGGUCGCAAACCCCGUAGCACGGCGGAAAGUGGCCCAUUCCCAAGGAUACCAUAAACUAUACCCUCAGCUUUCUGCUCGACAAAGUCUCUCAGGGUCAGCAAAUGUAUUCCUCGUCUUCUGGUCCACGCUCGAAGUCUGCCACACACGGUGCAGGGACGAGCCCCGCCAUACGCGAUGCCGCCACCAACGGCAACGCUAGGGCAGCAUACCCUGGUACAUACUCAAAUUUGAACGCAUACACCGCACCAACUGUCGUCGCAUCGACCGCCAGCUCUCGCUCGACGACACAGUCUGCGAGACUACGCCCAACUCCACGGCCCCCGCUCGAGCAGCGCGAUAGCAUUCUGCGCGCCUCGAUCCUGGAUACCGCGUUGGAACUUGGAGUGGGCACCAGCAGUGCAGUUGAUAAAUGGAUGUUCGGGCCUAUUGGCGAAGCGGACGAGGAAACGGACGAGGUGCGCUAGUAUUCG